AAGAAGAAAAACCAUACAAGAAUAAGUGAACCAAAAAACAACAGAGAAAAAUGGAAAACAGAACUACUAGUCAGUAUGUUAACGGUGGCUAUCAAGCUUCUUCACGGUCAGAGAACACUCUUCCUGGUCCGGUUGAAGCAGCUCUAGAAGAAAUAUACAGGAAACACAAUCUUGGUCCGAUAAAUGAUGAGACUAGGAAGAGACUAUCUUUGGUUUCUGAGGAGUUAGCUUCAGAUACUCUCAGGAAAGUCUUAAACUCUGAGCAAGUGAAGACGACCCUCGAUAGAUUCAUCAACUUUUUGCUUGACCAGGCAACUAAUCAAUCUCUUGCUGCAAGACACCGUCUUCGUCUUCGAGAAGAGAUGUCUCUUGACUCUGAACCUCCUUCUCCCAAGUGUAUGAAAAGAGAAAACUAUGGAGGAUCUCAGAACAUUCCUCCUGAGAUCUUAGCUUUGGGUGAACUUGAGUUUAAGAAGGCCUUUCUGUUGCUUAGCUACAUUCCAGGGAAAUCUCUGGCUCAGGUUAUAACUGCUGAUGAGAUCAGGCAGUGGAAGGAUUUGCCUAUGGUUGCAUAUGAGGUAGCUGUGUGGGACCGCUUGGGCCGGCGUUAUUGUUCCCAGACAGACCGUAGAGUGUCACUCGAAUGGGAUAGUGGGAAGACGCAUUACUAUCAGUGUCAUGUUGCUUUUGACGGAAGUUACACACUCAAGGGCCCUCUUCUUGAACCCACUGGAACACACCUGCACAAGGUCUUGGGUGAUGAUAAUGUUUUGACGGUCAAGUUUGCAGAUGUCCCCAAAAACUCGUCAACAUAUAGUAAUGACCCUUACUCUGCAUACAAAAGGAUUGCCAAGAAUGGUAUCAGGAUUGGGUUACGCAGUUAUCAAUUUUUUGUUUCCAAAGGUGGAGGGAAAGAAGAGAAGAAGAAGAAAGACUUUUCUACAAAGGGAGUGAAAUGCUAUUUUAUACGCACAGACUCUACUUCUGCAAAUGAUAUGGGAACCCCUUACAUCUUUUCUGGCAAGUCAAUUUAUGAGGCUCGCAUGCAUUUUAUGCAUGUCCACACGUUGCCAUCUCUGGCCAAGUAUAUGGCAAGGUUUUCAUUAAUUCUUUCAAAGACUAAGAAGCUUGAAGUUGACAUGGCUGGGAUAACCUUUGAAGAAAUAGAUGAUAUACACUGCCAUGAUAAAAACAAUAAUGAUGUUCUGGAUAAGAAUGGGAAACCAUGUAUACAUUCAGAUGGCACUGGCUACAUCUCGGAGGACCUUGCUCGGAUGUGUCCAGUAAAUAUAUUUAAGGGAAAAUGCCUCAGGAGUGAUAGUGUUCAGGUGCAGGGAGCUUGUAAACAAGACCCGCCUCUUCUGAUCCAGUUCCGGAUGUUUUAUGAGGGCUAUGCUGUUAAGGGAACUUUUCUCUUGAACAAGAAACUUCCUCCUGGGACUGUCCAGGUUCGACCUUCUAUGAUCAAGGUUUAUAAAGAUCCAGACUUGUCAAAUUCUAGCACUUUUGACUCCUUGGAGGUAGUCACUACAAGUAAUCCACCAAACAGAGCAAGGCUAUCAAGAUACUUGGUUGCGCUGCUUAGCUAUGGAGGAGUUCCUGAUGACUUCUUUUUGAAUAUACUGCGCAACACAUUGAAAGAGUCAAAAACCAUCUUCAACAACAAGCGAGCUGCUCUUAAAGCUGCCCUUAAUUAUGGAGAUAUGGACGAUCACAACGCUGCACAAAUGAUUUUGGCUGGUAUCCCACUUGACGAACCACACUUGCAGGAUCAGCUCUCUAUUUUUUCAAAAACAGAGAAGAAUGAUCUCAAAGCAGGAAGGCUUCCUGUGAGUGAAUCUUACUAUCUCAUGGGUACAGUUGAUCCCACCGGAGAGUUAAAGGAAGAUGAAGUCUGUGUCAUCCUUGAGUCUGGCCAAAUUUCAGGGAAUGUGCUAGUUUACAGGAAUCCUGGACUACAUUUUGGAGACAUACAUGUACUUAAGGCUACUUAUGUCAAGGCCUUGGAGGAGUAUGUUGGAAACUCAAAGUAUGGUGUGUUCUUCCCUCAGAAAGGUCCAAGAUCUUUGGGUGAUGAGAUUGCAGGUGGUGACUUUGAUGGCGAUAUGUAUUUCAUCUCAAGAAAUCCAGAGCUACUUGAACACUUAAAACCAAGUCAUGAGCCCUGGGUGAGUUCGACUCCUCCUAAUAACAUUAACUCUGCUAAAAAGCCAAGCCAACUUUCACAAGAAGAGUUGGAAGAAGAGCUUUUUAAUAUGUACUUGAAGACAAGAUUCCAUGCUAGCAAUGUUGUAGGGAUGGCUGCUGAUAGCUGGUUAACAAAAAUGGACCAAUUCCUCACACUAGGAGAUGACAGGGCUGAGGAAAAAUCUGAAAUGAAGAAGAAAAUGUUAAAGCUCAUUGAUAUAUACUAUGAUGCUCUUGAUGCACCUAAGCAAGGUGCUGAGGUCAAUCUCCCAGUGGAGCUGAAGCCUGACAUUUUCCCUCAUUACAUGGAGCGUGAUCAGAAAUUCAUUUCCACUUCUAUUCUUGGACUAAUCUAUGACUUGGUUAAAUCACAGACAUCAGAGGAAUCAGCUGAGAUCAGUAAACUCACUUGUUUCCAAGAUGAACCGGUCUCUGAUUCUCAUAUGGAGAAAUAUGGACGGUGGUAUGAUAAUUACAGAAAGGAGAUGAGCCAGGCUAUGGGUAACAAAGAUGGAUCAGCCAGUGAAGUUAUUCAGAAAUACAAGCAGGAGUUCUAUAGUGGUGCUGCAGGGUUUGAAGACAGCAUGAAAAGUCUGGAAGAACUUUAUCCCCAAGCCUUGGCACUUUACAACAUCGUUUAUGAUCAUGCAAUCAAAAUGAAAAACGUUCGAAACUGUGGGUUUGUCUGGAAGGUUGCAGGACCAGUCCUAUGCAGGUUUUACCUUGCGAAGACCCAGGGGAAAUCCUUAGUAUGUUCACUCGCGAUGCUUAAUGAGCUUUGGGGAUGAACUUGUUAUCUGCCUUGUUCUUGUAAGAAAAUAAGCCUUUUGUUGAAAGUGCGAGUCAAGUAUCUUAUGUAAACUUUAUUUUACAUGAACCCUAAGAUCUUUAACA
Messenger RNA from Raphanus sativus (radish), 3081 nucleotides. RefSeq names its product probable RNA-dependent RNA polymerase 5. Lineage: Eukaryota; Viridiplantae; Streptophyta; Magnoliopsida; Brassicales; Brassicaceae. The transcript is spliced from 18 exons. Bases 51 to 2975 code for a protein of 974 amino acids. Gene Ontology annotation, molecular function: RNA-directed RNA polymerase activity. Gene Ontology annotation, biological process: siRNA processing. Gene Ontology annotation, cellular component: nuclear RNA-directed RNA polymerase complex. The record is from RefSeq and is a predicted model, not a curated record.